Messenger RNA from Colletotrichum navitas, 2231 nucleotides. Its product is annotated as heterokaryon incompatibility protein. The transcript has a single exon. The coding region runs from base 94 to 2103 and encodes 669 amino acids. The record is from RefSeq and is a predicted model, not a curated record. NCBI's taxonomy places the organism in Eukaryota, Fungi, Ascomycota, Sordariomycetes, Glomerellales, Glomerellaceae.
UCCCACUUGCGCUUGGGCGUUCGUUCCCUUGCGUUGUUCGACCUGGAAUAGCCGCGCCAGCUGUGUUGUCCCAUCGCCACACGUACGGGAGUCAUGGCUUCCGUGCCGAAGUUGCCGAGUCGGCAGAACUCUGUUCCUCACUUUAGCUACGACCGGGUACGCCUACCCUCGGCAUCAACCCACAUCAGGCUUCUCGAACUCUAUCCGUCCAGACACGCCACGGGCGCCGCCAUAAUAUCUAGGGAAGACCCUCCCCCAGACCAGGACGACACCGGACGCGGUGCGCGCGGCCCAAGCCCGCUGCGGUGCGUCGUCUCGACCACCCCAAUCGACACCCCGCAGCCCUACAGGGCGCUCUCGUACACCUGGGGUCGGCCUGACAAGUCCCACAGUAUUGACGUCGGGGGCACGCGUCUCUGGAUCACGGCCUCCCUCGACACGGCGCUGCGACACAUCCGUCGAGAAGACGAGCCCGUCACGCUCUGGGUAGAUCAGAUCUGCAUCAAACAGGAGGACGCAGCGGAGAAGAGCGAGCAGGUGCCGCUCAUGGCACAGAUCUACAGCAAGGCCGAACUCGUCAUCGUCUGGCUGGGCCCCGCGGCCGACGGCUCCGACGCGGUGAUGGAGUGCUGGGGGGACGUCGGCCAGGCGGCCCGCGACUUGGGCAUCGAGAGCUACCUCACCAGGGAGCGGCUCCCGCUCCUGUUCCCGGUGCUGGAGAACCGCGACCCCGGGGACGAGGUGACGGCGUCGUUCCAGGCCCUGCUGCAGAGGGCGGCGCCGGCGUUCCAAGCCGUUCUCGAGGCGAUGCUCGCCUUCAACGAGAGGCCGUGGUUCAACCGCGUGUGGACGAUCCAGGAGCAGGCCCUGGGCGCCAACACCUUCUUCCUGUGCGGCUCCAAGACGCUGGACAUCGACCUGCUGCCCCCGGCGAGGUUGAUAUACGACCGGUGCAUAAGUAUUCUGUGCCGUGAGAACAUGGGCGACCGAAAUUACCUCAAUCUGUUAGACAAGGCCCAGGAUCAACGGUUCGGUCCACUGAUGUCUCUACGGCGGCGGAGGCGCAACUUCGUCAAGGGCGAGGGACCCGGGGACGACCUCUACACCCUCCUGGGGAGGACAUACGUGACCGGGGACGCCGAGGCGACCCUGCCGCGGGACCGCAUCUACGGCCUGCUCAGCAUCGCCGUGGACGCGGAGCGGCUGCAGAUCGUCCCGGACUACGCUUCCCCAGACUGCCAUCCCACCUUCGUGGAGGCCGCCCGCGCCCUCGUCCGCGCCGGCCAUGUCCAGACGCUCUCCUUCUCGCAGUUCCCCAAGGACAUGGGCGGUCUGCCGUCUUGGGUGCCGGACUGGAGGCCGACGCUGGCCCCCUCGUACCUGGCCGGGUUCGAGAACGCGGAAGGGCUGACCAUAGGAGCGGCGGGCGACAGCACGGCCGAGGUGGUGCACACAGAGGACCCGUGCGUGCUCGGGAUACGAGGCCUCGCCGUCGACACCAUCGAGGAGACGGGCGACGUGUGGAGGCGGGAGGCGGACAAGGAGGCUCGCCUCAACCACCUGCGGGCCGUCAAGGCCUUCUGCGACAGGUCGCCCGCGGCGGGCGGGCACGACGGCGACGUCUACGAGAGCAGCGAGAGGCGUGCCGAAGCCGCGUGGAGGGUGCCCGUGGGAGACCUGUACUGGAACAGCACGGCCGACUAUCACCGCGCCACGCAGGCCGACAGGGGCGACUACGAGGUCUGCCUGGCCGGCCUCGCGCUGAUCGUCGAGCGCUUCGCGUCCGUCUCGCCCGAGAUACGCCAGCAGCGGCUGGGCGAGUUCAAACGCCUGGCUCGGGUGCAGGCCAGCUACAGCCUGAACAUGGACAAAAUGACGGGUAUGCGCCCGUACGUGACGCGGCUAGGGUACGUGGGCAUGGCCCCGGGCGGCGCACGCCCGGGCGACGUGGUCGUGGUACUGUUCGGCUCUCGGAUCCCGUACGUCCUGAGACCGUCCAGAGAUGGGACGACUUCCCGUUUCGUCGGCGAAGCGCACUGCGACGGGGUCAUGGAUGGCGAGAUGUUGACUAAGCGGGCACACGAGACCUUUCUGAUUGCUUAAUUGGGGUGUCAUGUCAUGCACGAAAGGGGUGUGCGAGUGUGUGUGUGUGUGUGGGUGUGUGUGUGGGAGGGAGGCGGGCAAGAGGAACACGUCUGAGAGUUGGGGUCAGGAGGCGAAUAGAAUACGUC